GACUCUUCGUUUUGGCGUAUUUCUAACCAAACUCGACUCUCUGAUUUUUGCCACGUUUUAGCUGGAGGGUGUCUGUCCCGAUUGUGCAGAGAGGUGUAUGGCGACAAUGUCAAAUGAUGCCGCCGCUGCAGCAACCUGGCACAACAACACGAGCACACCGAUGGACACCACCGAACCAGCCACGAACAGUCAUAAUCCCGGUGAAACGGCGGUGAUCGGUGGCCCAGAGGCCCUAUUAUUACCAUCUGGCAGCGGGCCAGAGGAAAUGAAUAGGCACCCUCUGUUGAUGGCGCAAGCACACGGAGAACACCAUCAGCCACGGCUGCUCCAUAAUUUUCCAGUCAUACCUCCACCUAUACAGCAACACCAACAACCUCCUCUAUUACAACAAGCUCAACCUUCUCAAAUACCACAUCCAACUCAACCCCAAAUAGACCCCACAAUGUUCACACAACAGUCUGGAUUCAAUUGGCCGCCCAUAGACCCGAAUACAAUAGCAGCGUUGGCUCAGGCACAGCUAGCAUCUUCUCAUGCACAAUUUGUGUCGUUGGCUUUAACGCUUGAUCCAACGCUAUUAUCACAUUUUUUGGCGACACAGCAGAUACCUCCAGUUCCGCAGCCAUUAGUGCACAAGAAAGCGGAGAUGGAACUUCGUGUCGGCAAUCGUUUCCGCCUCGGUCGCAAAAUCGGAAGCGGCUCGUUCGGUGACAUCUACUUGGGUCAAAAUAUUCAAACAAAUGAAGAAGUGGCGGUGAAGCUGGAAUGUGUCAAAUCCAAACACCCUCAGCUGCACAUUGAAUCACGGCUCUACCGCAUAAUGCUCGGAGGCAUUGGAAUUCCAGAGAUUCGGUGGUGCGGGCAGGAAGGUGACUACAACGUUAUGGUGAUGGAGUUACUAGGCCCUUCACUCGAGGAUCUGUUCAACUUUUGCCAACGAAAAUUCUCGCUGAAAACCGUCCUGCUGCUUGCCGAUCAAAUGUUGUCUCGUGUGGAAUUUAUUCAUUGCCGAGAUUACAUUCAUCGCGAUAUUAAGCCGGAUAACUUUUUGAUGGGUCUUGGAAAGCGAGGAAAUCUGGUCUAUAUUAUUGAUUUUGGACUAGCGAAACGCUAUCGUGAUAGCAAACAUCAACAUAUCGCAUAUCGGGAAAAUAAGAAUCUAACUGGAACUGCAAGAUACGCCAGUAUAAAUACUCAUCGAGGAAUUGAACAAUCACGAAGAGACGACAUUGAGUCUCUUGGCUACGUGUUUAUGUACUUUAAUCGUGGAACUCUCCCGUGGCAGGGACUAAAAGCUGUCACAAAGCGGCAAAAGUAUGAGCUGAUAUCAGAGAAGAAGAUUUCGACGCGAGUUGACGACCUGUGCGCUGGCUACCCCGAGGCGUUUGCCCAGUACCUCAACUAUUGCCGUAGUCUUGGAUUUGAAGAGCAGCCUGAUUAUGGUUAUUUGAGAAAUUUGUUCCGCACGUUAUUCCAUCGGCAACAGUUUUGCUAUGACUACGUGUUUGACUGGAAUACAUACAAAUUUCGUCGCAACUGAAACUGAUCGCAUUGUGUGUCUGAAAAUCCAAAUAAAAACAUACUAUCCUAAGAAUAGAUUUGAACUGCCAGAGAUUCUACAACGAAAGUCUGGAGGCUCGGAACAAUUUCCAGCAAGCGGUACCAAAUCAACGUCGACAUUAAUUGUAUCAUCUCCUUUUCAAGUUUGUGCUCCAUUUCCUCUUUAAUAUCUCAUUUCUUACCCCCGUUUUGUGAUACUAUUCAUGUUUCAUUUGCCUCUUCCUUUUCUCCUCCUUCCUGUCUCUUUUUUUCCUCUGUGUUUUUUUGUUGUUUUCUUAAAAACAACAACAACAACAACAACCUGUUUCUAGUAUUUCACUUGCAACGUUUUCUUCCAUUUCUCUCUGUUCAUUUUCCUCGCUCUGUCAUUGAUCUUUGUCUCAGUUUUUUCGGAUGUAUAUUUUUACUUUUUUGACUUUUUUUUGUCUUCUUAAUUGUUCCAGCUUAACAAUCGUCUCUUUCUCUUACGAGUUUGGGUUUUUUGAACUUUUUUUCUAAUUUUUCCAAUUCAUCGUUUACUUCUUUUCAUAUUAUGAAUACAAUAUACUAGAUCAUAGGAUUUUGAAUAAAAAACUGCCUUCAUCCUUUUCGGACUAUCUCUCUUACCUUUCUCACUGUUUCUUUUUUUCUCUCACUCGCUCCCCUCAACCUCUCUCUCUCUCUCACUCUCACUCAAUCUGUCGCAAUUAAAAGAAUAUAUAUAUAUAUACAUAUAAUAUAUAUAUAUAUAUAUAUAACUUACCUCAUUAUAUUGUGAUUUAGGAAACAGUAAUGUAACUACCACUUUUUUCUAAUUUUCCCCCCUCAAUCAUUCCUUUUUGCGCAGAACGUUUCCAAAAAAAAAAACCAAUUCUUGGCAAUGCCGUGUGUCGUAAAUGUGUCCUUUUUAAUUUUACUUUUUCCUUUUUACACUUUUUUUGAAAAUUAUUGAUUAAUAUGGUGUUUUUUUAAUUCUCAAACGUCGCUUCUGCGGGUGAAGAGACCUACUGUAUCAAACUUGAUCCCCUCAAUCCCCCCUCGCCCCGUCCCAAUUCCUUUCUUCUCACAAAAGUUCACCUUUUAUUUUUGCAGACUGGUAAAAUGUAUGUUUUGUCAUUUUCUUUAAUUCCUUAUCCUUCUAUUUUUUUGUUGUUCAAAUGAUUUCAAAAAAAAAAACAAUUUUUUUCAAGCAA
Messenger RNA from Caenorhabditis elegans, 2729 nucleotides. It is a transcript of the gene kin-20, whose product is annotated as Casein kinase I isoform delta. The transcript is spliced from 6 exons. Bases 98 to 1537 code for a protein of 479 amino acids. The record is from RefSeq and is marked reviewed. Gene Ontology annotation, molecular function: protein serine kinase activity; ATP binding; protein serine/threonine kinase activity. NCBI's taxonomy places the organism in Eukaryota, Metazoa, Nematoda, Chromadorea, Rhabditida, Rhabditidae. Gene Ontology annotation, cellular component: nucleus; chromosome, centromeric region; adherens junction.